Messenger RNA from Rhinichthys klamathensis goyatoka, 2600 nucleotides. Its product is annotated as gastrula zinc finger protein XlCGF28.1-like. Gene Ontology annotation, biological process: negative regulation of transcription by RNA polymerase II. The transcript is spliced from 3 exons. Gene Ontology annotation, molecular function: RNA polymerase II cis-regulatory region sequence-specific DNA binding; DNA-binding transcription repressor activity, RNA polymerase II-specific. NCBI's taxonomy places the organism in Eukaryota, Metazoa, Chordata, Actinopteri, Cypriniformes, Leuciscidae. The record is from RefSeq and is a predicted model, not a curated record. The coding region runs from base 184 to 1683 and encodes 499 amino acids.
GCAGCAAAAGUUUCACCUGUAAUUCCGGAGCUUGUGUCAAUAACGUUACUGUAACGGCGAUUAAAAUGUUAGCUUACUGUUAGAAACUUUUUAAGAAUCUAUGCGGUCCAUUGGAGCAUAUGCACCUGCUUCAGAAAAGGUUAAUGCAUUUUAUUAUUUGACGGACCAAGAGUAAUACGUGGCAUGGAUGUUCUUCUGGCGGCAAUAGAGAUACUAACGAACCCAUCUGGACACCAAGAGCACUUGAUUAAGGUGGGUGAAGAGAAGCAAGAUCCAAGCCCACCUUCUUGUGGUCAACCCAGUGUGUUUGGCAUUUGUGUGGAGUUAAAAAAAGAUGCUGAUGUUAAGGAUGAGGACACCUCUGGCAUGUGUCCAGCCAACCCGGAUUCACUCCUCCAGGAUUCAAGAACCAUGCUCACAGAUAGGGAAGAGGCUGGAGUCCCAAAACAAGAAACUGGUAAAAGAAAAAGGAGAAAAGGCAAAAAUACAGGAGUCCGCUCUAACAGAUCAAUUCACCAUUGCUUUAAAUGCGGACGAAACUUCAAAACAUCAGUUCACUUUAAAAGACAUAAACUAGUUCAUUCAGGAGAGAGGCCUCAUGGUUGCACUGAAUGUGGCAAGAGGUUCAUCACAUCUUUUGAACUAAAAGUGCAUCUGCGUGUUCAUUCAGGAGAAAAACCCUACCACUGUUCUGAAUGUGGCAAGAGCUUUGCUCAGUCGGGGUCCUUUUCUAAUCACCGCAGACUUCAUAAAGGUGAAAAACGCUAUCACUGCCCUGAGUGUAACAAGGGUUUCCAGCAACUUAUAGAUCUACGAAUUCACCAAAGGAUUCAUACGGGAGAGAAGCCGUACCUGUGCUCACAAUGCUGGAAGGCCUUUACUACAUCCGGUGCAUUACGGGUUCACUUACGAACUCACACUGGUGAAAAACCUUACGAGUGCAAAGAGUGCGGGAAGACGUUCUGCCAGCUGGGCGGACUUAAAGUUCACAGGCGCGUUCAUUCAGGAGAAAGGCCUUACGCGUGCCCCGUGUGCGAGAAGCGCUUCAAGGGACAUGCCAAUUUGAUUGCACACAAGCGCAUUCACACAGGAGAAAAGCCUUAUUCAUGCACUGUGUGCGGAAAACCAUUCACUGACAGCAGGAGAUUAAAAGAGCACCAGCCACCUGAGUCAGAAAAGAAACAGUUUAGUUGCGGCAUCUGUAGUGAAGCUUUCGGUGUGCUCUGUCAACUUAAAGAGCACCAGCAAUGUCACAAAGGAGAGAAGCAUUAUCAUUGUACUGAUUGUGGAAAGGCCUUUACUCAUAUGUAUUUACUGAGGAGUCACCAGCGUGCUCACUCGGAUGAGAAGCCCUAUUCUUGCACUGAAUGUGGAAAGUGCUUCCGCCGCUCAUAUGAGCUGAAAAUGCAUGUGAACACUCACAGUGAAGCACGACCUCAUCCUUGCUCUGAGUGUGGAAAGAGCUUCCGCAGGACUGCGGAGCUUAGGAUACAUCAGAGAGUACAUACGGGAGAAAAGCCUUAUACCUGCUCCAUCUGCGGCACAGGCUUCAAACAGACGUCACAAGUCAAAGUGCACGAGCGCACUCACACGGGAGAAAGGCCGUUCCUCUGCCCGGAGUGUGGGAAGACCUUUAAAGACAAGAGAAGCCUGCUAACACACCAGAGAGUGAACCAUAAAUAAAGAAACUCUUCUAUUAAUAUAAAAAUGAAACAUCCCUUUUUCAUGAUAAUUUUGUAAAAUCCAAAUAAGCUUCACAGAUAUGUAUUGAAAAGGGUUUCAACAAUGUUUUUCAUGCUUCUUUAAUUAACCAUGAACAAUUAUUCUGCAUGCACCUGUGGAACAGUCCUUAAGACUAACAGUUUACAGGCGGUAGACAAUUAAGGUCACUGUGACCAUAACUUAGGACACCGAAGAGACCUUUCUACUGACUCUGAAAAACACCAGGAGAGAGAUGCGCAGGGUCCCUGAUCUCCUGUGUGAACAUGCCAUAGUCCUGCUGCAGGGAGGCAUGAGGACUGCAGAUAUGGACAGAGCAAUAAACUGCAGUGUCUAAUGUAAGACGCCUAAGAAAAUGUCAUUUUUAUGUUCAUACAAAUAUGUACACAUUAGGAAAUUUGCUGGGGCAAAAGCAGUUAAAAUUGAGAUGGUGUUUUUUUUUUUUUUUGCUGAGUUUAUAUUUUUUUGGAAUAUAUUAUUGAGUGUUGAAGUCAUAUCGGCCACAGUGGUGAAGUUUUAACAUGCUAAUUGCUGUAGGCAAUUACUCUGUUGGUUGUAAAUUCAAAUAACUGAUGAACUUAUUCUUGCUUGUGUCUUAAACUAUCCACUCAAGGACGUUUUGGGGGUUAUGUUCUGGAAUAUGAAUAUCAUAUAUAUUAUUCAUUAUUUAAGGGUUAUUCAGCAAGAAAUUGUCUGUCUGACCUUUCUUUGAAGAGAAAUUGCUUAUGGAUUUUCAGGGUUUUCAUACAGGUGGGAUUUGUUUGUAUUAUGAUAGUGAAGUAUUUGCAUUUAAUAUACAUGAAUGAUUUAUAUUUAUUUGAUAUAUAAUACAUUUUCUUAUCGUAUAAUUAAAUCAUACUGAAAAACUAUUUUGAGCACAA